AUGUACAACUAUCACCCGAGCCAGCAUCCCGGGACCCCACGAGCUGCACCUCAGCCGUCUGAUUCGGUCCCCCAGAACGCCUACGGUUAUGACCGCCCACCUCAGGGAGUCGAUAUGGGCCUAAUGAACAUGGGAUCUCAGCAGCAAUUGCCCGCGGGUGUAUCAGGCGGACCUGCGAUCAGCCUGGCCGCCCAAAUGGCCCGUCAGCAACAACAGCAGCAACAGCAGCAACAGCAGCAACAGCAGCAACAGCAGCAGUACUACUACGCACAGGGCAUUCCACAGUAUUACCAGGCGCCCGCCUCUGUGCAAGGCGAUGCCUCCGGUCAGCCGCAUCUUGGCCAGGCCAACACCGGCGAAGACCUGCAAGUUGCUCCAGUUCCGUCUGCCGGUUACGGACACAUGUACCCUGCAUAUUACCAGCAUCCUCCUCCGUCUGCAAAUUCGGCCUACCAAUUCAAUGCUGCUGCUGCUGCGGCAGCGGCUGCGGCUUAUCGAGCUCCGGCGAACUCAGACUAUCUUAUGAUGAUGCAGCAGCAUGCGGCCCAUGGCAUGGAGCCUGUAGCACCUCACACUGUCGUGCCAGCGACGAAUCAACAACCCGUUUUGACGGUUACUGAUCCAACUGGCCAAACAGCACCCCCGGGAAUUAAACCCAAGGUCACAACUACUAUAUGGGAAGACGAAAAAACACUCUGCUAUCAGGUCGAGGCCCGAAAUAUCUGCGUCGCUCGCCGUGAAGAUAACAACAUGAUCAAUGGCACAAAGCUUUUAAAUGUAGCCUGUAUGACCCGGGGCCGUCGUGAUGGUUUGCUCAAAGCAGAACGCAAUCGUCACGUAGUCAAGACAGGUGCAAUGCAUCUGAAAGGCGUCUGGAUUCCUUACGACAGGGCUCUUGAUUUCGCCAACAAGGAAAAAAUUGUGGAUUUACUCUAUCCAUUAUUUGUGUCAGAUAUCAAAAGCAUUCUAUACCACCCUGACGAUCCUGCAGGUCUGGGCGUUCAGACAGGUGAUACCCAAGUUAUGGCAUCCGCGGUACCGUUCACGCCCUCAAACAGUAUGCAAAAUCCGUCAGUUCAAGCCCAGCAGGAGCACAUGCCCUCAAAACAGCCUGUGCAGUCCGCGCACCCAGGAACACACCAACCCAUCGAGUCUGCACGCCCUAGCACUACAUCGCCACGACCCAACACAAUGGCUCCACAACCUGCCAUAGAAAACGAGCAAACACAACGCUACUAUGACGUUUCACAUAUGGAUGGACAGCAGGGGCGAUAUCUGCCUCAGCCUCCUCAGCCUCCUCAGCCCCCACAAGCGGUGGGAGCAUUAGACUCCCAGACACACCGACCACAGCAGCCUGUGCAGAUAUCACAAUCACCUGUUCAGCAGCAAAAUCCGCAAUCGUUACAACUGCAACAUCAGCAGGGCCAGCAGCCGCAUGCACAACCUCAGCCGCAGCCCCAGCCGUCUGCAGGUCUCGGUGAUACCCAGGAACAUGUGGAGAGCGGCAGCCAACAAGCUGAGACCAAUAUCCCUCAGCAGCAGCCUCAGCAGCCUUAUUACUAUAGGCGAUCUGGUGAGGAUUACCAGUAUCAACAGCAUGCAUAUGGCCAGCCUAAGACAGAAACGGAAUAG
Molecule: messenger RNA, 1632 nt
Organism: Wickerhamiella sorbophila
Lineage: Eukaryota; Fungi; Ascomycota; Dipodascomycetes; Dipodascales; Trichomonascaceae
Product: Cell pattern formation-associated protein stuA
Exons: 1
Coding region: 1-1632 (543 amino acids)
Biological process (GO): positive regulation of transcription by RNA polymerase II
Cellular component (GO): nucleus
Molecular function (GO): sequence-specific DNA binding; DNA-binding transcription factor activity
Source: RefSeq, a predicted model, not a curated record